AUGAACAGCUCAAGUGUACCGACAAUGCUCACCACGCUAGCCCGCCGCGGCAUAUCUGUCCAGGCCCAAGCAUUUGUCUUCUGGCUCCUAACGCCCGUAGGCGCGGUCUUCUUCCUCUACCUCAUCCUGUACAUCUACGCUAACUACAUUUACUGGGACGACAGGUCGCUGUCCAGCCCCUCCCACAAAGCCGUCACACGCCUCUACAACAGACACGCCCGCCGUGCAAGCGGCUGGCACAAGGCUGCGCACCGCCGCUUCUGGCAGCGCGUGCUGCGCAUCGUGACGCGUUUGAACAUCGAAGAGCGCGCUUAUGGCCCCCAGAACCGCGUCAGAAUUAGGUCGAAUCGCCGCUUUAGCGAGGCGUUGAAACAGCGCACGCCGUGCAUCACAACGGCCGAUCCGUUUUGCCACACUGUUGACUAUGAGGCUGAGUAUGAUGGGCUUGGACGCCGUAUUGCGGAGGUGGCGGCUGCUGAGGAGCAGCUCGGCCUGUCUUCUAACCCUUCUCUAGAGCUGGCUGUCUUGAAUUCGAAGACAAAUACAGGAAGCAGUAGGGAGUUGCUGGACCGCUCCAGGCUUUGGGGGGCGUCGUUUUGUCCUGAACCUUUGAAGCUUCCCUCGCCGAUUUUUCGGCGUGAAUCCUAUACCUCCUUCCCGGGUCACCGACGCCCGGUUUCGCUCAACGAGAAUGAUCUCUUGCAGAGGGGUUCGUGGGUGGUAUCGCCUGUUGCGCAGUCAUUCACUGCCAGUCUUUGCGACUCUAGCACUGAUACUGGAACUAGCUUAUCCAGUGGCGGCUUUGAAACGAUCGUCAUCGGAUACAUUCCCGACGAUUAA
Molecule: messenger RNA, 840 nt
Organism: Aplosporella prunicola CBS 121167
Lineage: Eukaryota; Fungi; Ascomycota; Dothideomycetes; Botryosphaeriales; Aplosporellaceae
Exons: 1
Coding region: 1-840 (279 amino acids)
Source: RefSeq, a predicted model, not a curated record